Vidua chalybeata is the source of this 1526-nucleotide messenger RNA. RefSeq names its product glycogen synthase kinase 3 beta (gene GSK3B). Gene Ontology annotation, molecular function: tau-protein kinase activity; protein serine/threonine kinase activity; beta-catenin binding. The transcript is spliced from 12 exons. Gene Ontology annotation, biological process: regulation of neuron projection development; negative regulation of canonical Wnt signaling pathway; extrinsic apoptotic signaling pathway in absence of ligand. Lineage: Eukaryota; Metazoa; Chordata; Aves; Passeriformes; Viduidae. Gene Ontology annotation, cellular component: cytosol; beta-catenin destruction complex; nucleus. Bases 94 to 1395 code for a protein of 433 amino acids. The record is from RefSeq and is a predicted model, not a curated record.
AGGGAGCGGCAGGCGGGCCCGCCGGGGCGAGGCGGAGGGCGAAGGCAGGAAGAGGAGAGAGGUGAUCGCCGUUGGGGCAGAGCGGGAGAGACCAUGUCCGGGCGGCCCAGGACCACCUCCUUCGCGGAGAGCUGCAAGCCGGUGCAGCAGCCCUCGGCCUUCGGCAGCAUGAAAGUCAGCCGAGACAAAGAUGGCAGCAAGGUGACUACAGUAGUGGCAACUCCUGGACAAGGUCCAGACCGACCACAAGAAGUCAGCUACACAGACACCAAGGUGAUUGGAAAUGGAUCUUUUGGUGUUGUGUAUCAAGCCAAACUCUGUGAUUCAGGAGAGCUUGUGGCCAUUAAGAAAGUCCUGCAGGAUAAAAGAUUUAAGAACAGAGAGCUCCAGAUUAUGAGAAAGUUGGAUCAUUGUAACAUUGUCCGAUUGCGUUAUUUCUUCUACUCUAGUGGAGAGAAGAAAGACGAGGUGUACCUCAACUUGGUGCUGGACUAUGUUCCUGAAACAGUAUACAGAGUUGCCAGACAUUAUAGUCGGGCCAAACAGACACUCCCUAUGAUUUAUGUCAAGUUGUACAUGUAUCAGCUGUUCCGGAGUUUAGCCUAUAUCCAUUCCUUUGGGAUCUGCCACCGGGAUAUAAAACCACAGAACCUCUUGCUGGACCCUGAUACAGCUGUUCUAAAACUCUGUGACUUUGGAAGUGCAAAACAGCUGGUUCGUGGAGAACCCAAUGUGUCGUACAUCUGCUCUCGGUACUACAGGGCACCAGAGUUGAUCUUUGGAGCCACCGAUUAUACCUCCAGUAUAGAUGUGUGGUCAGCAGGCUGUGUAUUGGCUGAACUGUUACUAGGACAACCGAUCUUUCCAGGUGACAGUGGUGUGGAUCAGUUGGUGGAAAUAAUCAAGGUUCUGGGAACGCCUACAAGGGAGCAAAUUAGAGAAAUGAAUCCAAACUAUACUGAAUUCAAAUUUCCUCAGAUUAAGGCACAUCCAUGGACUAAGGACUCGUCAGGAACAGGACAUUUCACCUCAGGAGUACGGGUCUUCCGGCCCCGCACUCCCCCCGAAGCAAUUGCGCUAUGUAGCCGCCUGCUGGAGUACACCCCCACGGCCCGCCUGACUCCCCUGGAGGCCUGUGCGCACUCUUUCUUCGAUGAACUACGGGACCCAAACGUCAAGUUACCAAACGGGCGAGAUAAACCUGCACUCUUCAAUUUCACCACUCAAGAACUGUCAAGUAACCCAUCUCUGGCUUCGAUCCUCAUCCCUGCUCAUGCCCGGAACCAAGCAGCUGCUUCAACCCCUACAAAUGCUACAGCAGCCUCAGAUGUUAACGCAGGAGAACGAGUUCAGACCAAUAGUGUAGCUACAGCAUCAGCCUCCAACUCCACCUGAACCAGUACCAAGCAGCCAGCUGCACAGGAAAAAUCACCAGUAAUUUGAGUCUUGCUCAGCAACACUGGUCACAUUUGGAAAGAAAAUUAGAAAGAGGAAAAAAAAAUCCAACAAAACAACAAACCAACCAA